Messenger RNA from Athalia rosae (coleseed sawfly), 5149 nucleotides. Its product is annotated as contactin. Gene Ontology annotation, cellular component: plasma membrane; axon. NCBI's taxonomy places the organism in Eukaryota, Metazoa, Arthropoda, Insecta, Hymenoptera, Athaliidae. Bases 214 to 3891 code for a protein of 1225 amino acids. The record is from RefSeq and is a predicted model, not a curated record. Gene Ontology annotation, biological process: axon guidance; cell-cell adhesion. Gene Ontology annotation, molecular function: protein binding. The transcript has 8 exons.
GCUCAAUCGCUAGUCUUGCGUUGUGCAUGGCAGGAAUGCGAACGCCCGACCCGUACAUUUGUAGACAAGAGUUGGGUGUGUUCAUGUGUUGGGAGCUGGAUUUGUCAUCGUUCGUCAAUGUCUCGUCUCGCCGAUAUUGUGUUACGAUAAUUUAACAAUUAAGAGUCGUGUGACAGCUGAGAACUUGGGCUGACACGAAAUUAAAUUUCCGCAAUGACUGGCCUGUGGCUAGCGGUCAUUGUCCUGGCAACUUUGAGCCUCCGCUCGCUUGCCCAAGAUCUCGGUGAUGGAGAACUGAUAUAUCGUUGUCCGCAAUAUUGGCUCAAGUUCCAAGAUUCCUGCUACAGAUUCAUCAAAAGCCCUCUUCGUUCGCGUCAAGAUGCUCGUAAAAAUUGCCAGGCAUACCAAAGCGAUCUGGUCAGUAUCGACUCGUUGGAAGAGCACGGGUACCUCAUGUAUCAGUUGCUGUGGCAGGAUCCUCAGCAUCGACGGUGGUAUACCGGAGCCAGACAACAAGGAGGCUACUGGUCUAACGAAGCGGAUGGAUCGCAGUUGAUGAACAUGGAAAACGCGUUUCUCCCAGAACCGGCCGACAAUGUACAAGGAAAAGACUAUCUGGUCUACUCGUUUAGCUACAACUUGAAACGUUGGGGAUUCGAAAAAGUCACCGGAAAAGAAGAACUUCUGUACAUUUGCGAGGCUUCGGUGGUCAGCAUGCACAAUCUUGUGCAGGACGACCGCACGUAUCAGUACGGAAUAGAGAUCGACAAUCCGUUACAGGUGCCAAGAGGUCCGUACUUCAUCAAACAGCCUCGUAACAAAGUUUUCGACAUGUCCAAGAGGAAAAUAAGUAACGACGUAACUCUUCGUUGCCUGGCCGGAGGGUACCCGACACCCACUUACGAAUGGUUCAUGGAGGUUUAUGAAAAUGACCGAUUGGUCGCGAAAAAGAUCAAUCCAUUGGAUAACAGUAGAUACACGGUCAGCGGUGGCACGUUGAUUAUCUAUGAACCGGAACAGAAAGCAGAUCGUGGUUCCUAUCAUUGCAAGGCGAGCAAUGAGUUUGGAACAAUCGUGUCCGAGAGUGUGGUGCUAUCUUUCGGGUAUAUUCUAGAGUUCAAUUUGAAGCGUUCCGUAGAGCACGGAUCCCAGAACUGGGGAAAAGCCAUCUAUUGCGAUCCUCCUCAGCAUUAUCCAGGUGUCAAGUAUUACUGGACGCGUGACUACUUUCCCAAUUUUGUCGAGGAAGACAAGAGAGUAUUCGUAUCAUUCGACGGUGCCCUUUACUUUUCCGCCCUCGAACCUAUCGAUCAAGGAAAUUAUUCCUGCAAUGUGCAAAGUAUUGCUUCGGAUACCGGAAGGAACGGACCGUUCUUCCCUCUCAGAGUCGACCCUCACUCUACGUUCCAGCAGCUCACUUUCACCAACAACUUUCCCAAAGUAUUUCCCGAGGCUCCGGUAGCUGGGGAAGAAGUCAGAUUGGAGUGCAUUGCUUUUGGCUAUCCCGUUCCGUCUUACAAUUGGACACGGAGAGGAGCGGAGCUCCCACGCAGCGCGGUAUCGACGAAUUACAACCGCGUUCUCAUAAUUCCAAGGGUGCAGGUCGAGGAUCAGGGCGAGUACGUUUGUCGGGCGCACAACAACAGGGCGUCCAUAGAGAAUUCGGUUCGCUUGACGAUACAGGCAGCUCCGAACUUCACGAUCCCAUUGGUGGACAAACACGUGGACAACAGGGGGGAUUUGACCUGGACUUGCGAAGCCUUUGGAAUUCCUGACGUCAGUUACAAGUGGUACAGAAACGGCGAAAUCCUCGACAUGUACACACUUCCUCCGGAGGACAGAGAGCGCUACACCAUUCAGGACAACGUGCUGUCCAUAAGGUAUCUAGAUCCUGAGAGAGAUCAGGCCAUGUACCAGUGCAGAGCUAGGAAUCAACUCAGGACAAAAUACACCUCUGGGCAAUUGAGGAUAUUAUCGCUGAAGCCCACUUUUAAGAAGAGACCAAUGGAGUCGGAGACAUACGCCGCCGAGGGUGGUAACGUGACGAUCGUGUGCAAUCCCGAAGCGGCACCUCGUCCGAAGUUCGUGUGGAAGAAGGACGGAAACGUGAUAGGUUCGGGAGGGCGUAGGAGGCUUCUCGAGAACGGAAAUUUGAUAAUAAGUCCCGUUUCGCGAGACGACGAAGGGAUGUACGUUUGCGUCGCGUCCAAUCAAUACGGGUCGGACGAGACCAGGGGACGAGUUAUCGUAUUACGUGGUCCACGGUUCAUCGAGAGCUUGAACCGUCGCAUAGUGUCGGCGGUGAAUUGGAAUUUGACGAUGCGUUGUUUAGCCGAGACGGAAGAAGUCCUGGACAUCGCUUACAUUUGGACGCAUAACGGCUUGCGUAUCAGGGACAAGGAUCUGUUGGCGAAUCCUCGACUCAGAAUCGACGCCGGAAUCCUCGACAUAAUAAACGCUACGUUCUCCGACGCGGGUGACUACGAGUGCAUAAUCAAGAGCGCCGUGGGAAGGAUCUCCAGCAGAGCCAGAGUCGUCAUCGAAGGACCGCCGGGGCCUCCCGGUGGCGUACAAGUCGUCAACGUUGUUAAAACUUCCGUUGCGUUGCAAUGGACGGACGGAGCGAUGAACGGCAGGCCCAUAACGAUGUACACGGUCAGCGCGAGAACGAACUGGAACCAAACUUGGUUUCCGUUGGCCGAAAACAUAACGGCGAACGAGAUAGACAGGUACAACGGUCGCAAGGAGGCUUACCUGGAGAACGUUUUGAACCCGUACACUACCUACGAAUUCCGUAUCUCGGGUGUCAACGAGUUGGGAAUAGGAAACCCGUCGACUCCGUCCCCUCAAUACAGCACUCCCUCGGACAGGCCGGGAAUGGCGCCUCUGAACAUCGGCGGUGGAGGAGGCAAGAUCGGGGACUUGACGAUAACCUGGUCACCGUUGAAACCUUCGGAACAAAACGGCCCCGGGAUAUACUACAAGAUUUACUGGAUGCGAAAGGACCACGACUCGGAGUUUCAGUCCCUGGAACUCAAGGAGUACGGCAACACGCGUAUGGCGGUCGUGCAAAUCCCAACGCAGUUUUACUACACGGAAUACGUGGUGCGGGUCCAAGCGGCCAACGAAAUCGGUUUCGGACCGAUUUCGGGCAACUUUACGAUAUUCAGCGCCGAGGAUAUGCCCCAGGUAGCCCCGCAGCAGGUUUACGCUCUCAGUUACAACAGCACCAGUCUCAACGUCAGCUGGUCGCCGAUAGAACAAACGCGGGAAAGAGUGCACGGCAAAUUGAUAGGUCACAGGCUGAAAUACUGGAAGAAGGACAAUCGCGAGGAAGACUCGGUCUACUACUUGUCGCGUACCACCAAACCGUGGGCCCUGGUCGUCGGUCUCCAGCCCGACACUUACUACUACGUCAAGGUGAUGGCCUACAAUUCCGCCGGCGAAGGACCCGAGAGCGAGAGGUACCUGGAGAGAACUUACAGAAAGGCACCGCAGAAGCCUCCGUCGUCGGUGAACGUGUACGGCGUGAAUCCCUCGGAGGUUCGCGUCGUCUGGCGUUACGUCCAACCCAGUUUGGAGGAAGAGCCCCUGAUCGGGUACAAGAUACGGGUGUGGGAAGUCGACCAGGACAUGAGCACGGCGAACGACACGAUCGUACCCGUGGGCUCGAAACUCGAGGCGUACAUAACGAACUUGAGUCCAGGGAAAUCUUACCACAUGAGAGUCUUGGCGUUCAGCAACGGCGGCGACGGCAGAAUGUCGAGCCCCGAGCACACCUUCCAGAUGGGCGAUCCCAACAUCUACAGGAGCUCGGCGAGCAAACGGAUUCUGAACGCCGGUCUGGGGGUCGCCCUGUUGCUCCUUUUCAGACUUUUAGACCUCGCGUAGGGACCGAGCGGUAAGUCGCGUCGAUAAAUUCAAACACAUUGGUCAGACUACAUUCCAAAUUUACACAGGGUAAAUAGGCUGCUACCGCUACGAUUUUACUCAUUUCAGACACACCGACCCACGUCGAUCGAUCCUCGCGAUCGUUUCAUCGCGAUUUCAUUCCACCGUUUGUAUUCAAAGAUCGUCACUGUGACCUGAUCUUUUUCUUCUUUCUUUCCUUUCUCCGUCUUCGUCGUAUUCGAUUGGGCAACACACGAAAUUGCGACAUCAUUCUGAGAGCAAAUUUCGAAUGUCGACGAUUCUCCGAGAUCGCCAAUAUCAGUUAUAAUUAUGGUAUGCAGUACCUUUGACAAUAGCGUCUAGAAUUGUAGAUAAUAAAGGGGGGAAAAGCGAAUAGCGAUCGGGUAGAACGAAACGUCGCGCUGUAUCCCCGAGGCAGCCUUUAACUUAUUUCACUUGCGUCCAAAAGAUAAUAAUUUUCAUUGCAGCUUGUACUCGAGUAACCGAUCGGUAUUUCCCGUCGAUUCUCUCGGUACGACGUCCGGAAUGAUUCCGAAACGCUGACAAUUAAAAACUAACACAUAAGUAUAUUCUUACAACGUCUGAACUAUUUAGAAAUAUUUUUAAUCACAUUUUGAUAUUACUAGUAAUAGGUAUCCCUGAAAAUAGCAAUUAGUACGAAUUAAUGAUCCGACGUUAGUGUCGCGUAGAAAGAGGACAACUGAGCUGAAUGAAGGAGAGUUGAAAAAACGUUUUCGCAUAAUCGAAUCUGAUCAAUUAGCGAGUACAGAUUUUGAACAGAAUCUCUCUUAACAUUUGUAAAUAGAUAUCGAGACGGCGAUCAUCCUCGUCAGCUAUAUUUUCGUUUAUGCGGUCCCUUUUCUUUGUCAAAGGUUGAGCGGCAACAGGUUCCGUCCAUACAAACCUAUAUUUAUAGGAAUAUAAACAUACGUAUAUCGGCGUACAUCAAAUAGCAUAAAAUUAAUAUUUUAACUAACUUGUAGAUUUUUAUUAUUUUAUUUCUCUUUUUAUACGGGCUAUUCCCGAAAUUCUAUUGAAAUUCAUAUCGAUUUUAUAUUUUCUAUAAUUUAUCAUUCGCCCGUCAUCACGAUCACAUCCAUGGGCAGCAACACUUUAUUCGCAUAUAGUACAUAUAACUACGUACAAGUAUGUAUACACGCAUUGAAUAUGCGGUCGAGUAUUUUGUACCGCGGUAAAAAAACCGCCAAGUUGAAUAAAUUUUUCACCGACAUCGCAA